AUGAAUGGCCAUGUUGCCUCACCGAACAUGCUGAAUGGCCACGCGGUACUGCAGUCAGACACCAUUCACAUUGAGGUCAAGCUCUACCCCGACUCUACGGCGCGAUACGACACGAUCCGUCGAGCCUUGCGCGCAUAUUUGGAGCACAAUAUUGAGGCGCUUGAAUGUGACAGCGAUCUUGAAGGCUGGGAGUCAGCGCAGAUCCUCUCUGCCAACGUUGAGAGAAUCAUUGUGGCAGAGAGUGCGAGCGGGAGAAAGUAUCUUCCAGUACAAGGGACAAGCGCAGAGAUUCACGUGUACCAGACAGGCAUAUUUGACGCUGUGGAGGAAUUCGCAGCUGGCGAUGGGGACGAGGAUGAAGGGGAACCAGUCAUGGCAGCAACAGUGGCCGAACUUCCAAGCAAAGACUUGGACGGGCUAUGGAAGAGCUUGAUAUAUGCGGAUGAUGUCAAGCUCCGACUCCUCAAUUACAUCUACACCACAGUCCUCUUUUCUGACGCGAAUGUCGACUUCAAUGUGGUUUCCUGGAAUCGAGUAUGCCUCUUACAUGGGCCGCCAGGAACGGGAAAGACGAGUCUCUGCCGAGCAUUGGCCCAGAAACUUUCCAUCCGUCUGUCAGAGAGAUACUGUCAAGGGCGUCUUGUGGAAAUCAACUCCCACUCUCUGUUCUCCAAGUGGUUUUCAGAAUCGGGAAAGCUGGUGCAACGCCUGUUCUCCAUGGUGACGGAUCUCGUUGAGGACGAGCAGAGCUUUGUCGUCAUCCUCAUCGACGAAGUGGAGAGUCUGACGGCAGCAAGGACCUCUUCCAUGUCGGGUACGGAGCCAUCAGAUGCGCUAAGAGUCGUAAAUGCGCUGUUGACGCAGCUCGACAAGCUGAAGGCCCGCAAAAACGUGCUUGUCAUGACUACUUCCAACAUCUCUGAGGCUAUCGACUCUGCAUUCGUCGACCGGGCGGAUAUAAAGCAAUACAUCGGCCUACCGCCGCCGCAGGCUAUUUACUGGAUUUUGCGAAGUUGUCUGGACGAGCUCAUGCGAGUGGGUCUAGCUGAGCGCAUUCCUCUCCUCGACUGGUCGCGGGCGUGCAUGGCAAAGCAGAACCUGGAGACGGCAGGUUCAGUGCUAGAAUCGAGCCGCAAAGCUAGUAUCAAGAUGUGGGAGUUAGCGGAAGCAUGCGAGGGUCUCUCUGGAAGAACGCUUCGCAAAUUGCCAGUUCUCGCUCACGCUCGUCACAUCGGCAUGAGCACCAUCCCCAUUGCGUGCGAAGAAUGGGUGGAUGCCAUGAGGAAAGCUGCCGUUGACGCCCGACAGGAUCUGGCGCAGGCCAAACUAGGCACCGGCAGCGGAGGUGGCACUUCGGUGAACAUGAGCACCUGAUCGAGCGACUGGAAAAAAAGGCACGGAUUCAAAUGAAGAAGCGUUCCCCUUGCCGGAACUUGCAAUGCAGUACAUAAGAUGAUGUAUCAUGGCUCGUCAGUCAGCUCUCCUGCAUAUCUCAGAAAUAGCAUGCCUUUAAUC
Messenger RNA from Tilletiaria anomala UBC 951, 1515 nucleotides. RefSeq names its product AAA-domain-containing protein. Bases 1 to 1374 code for a protein of 457 amino acids. NCBI's taxonomy places the organism in Eukaryota, Fungi, Basidiomycota, Exobasidiomycetes, Georgefischeriales, Tilletiariaceae. Gene Ontology annotation, molecular function: ATP hydrolysis activity; ATP binding. The record is from RefSeq and is a predicted model, not a curated record. Gene Ontology annotation, cellular component: chromosome; nucleus. Gene Ontology annotation, biological process: meiotic recombination checkpoint signaling; reciprocal meiotic recombination. The transcript is spliced from 10 exons.